CUUUAUGAUUCCUGCGUUUCGCUUUCUCGCACUUUUCCUCGGGAAAAACUCUUCUUUAUUCGCCCUAGAAAAUCCUCCCUAUCCCCUCGACCAGACCGAAGACUCCAUGAACGAGCGAGCUUCGUAACCUCUUCCGCCCCCCAAACCCCAGCAGCACGAUCGAAGGGAGUUCCCCGAGGGAGACGCGACGCUCCCACCCACCCGUCGUCGAUGGCGGCGCAAGCGCAGGGCGGCGGCGGCGGCGGCGGCGGGGCGAUGGACCCCGCCGCGCUGGACGACAUCAUCGGGCGGCUCGUCGACGUCCGAUCGUCGAGGCCCGGGAAGCAGGUGCAGCUCUCGGAGGCGGAGAUCAGGGAUCUCUGCGUCGCGUCCCGGGAUAUCUUCAUGCAGCAGCCCAACCUGCUGGAGCUCGAGGCGCCGAUCAAGAUUUGCGGUGACAUCCAUGGACAGUACAGUGACUUACUGAGGCUUUUCGAGUAUGGCGGUUUUCCCCCUAUUGCCAAUUACUUAUUUCUAGGAGACUAUGUGGAUCGUGGCAAGCAGAAUUUGGAGACCAUAUGCCUUCUGCUUGCCUAUAAGAUUAAGUACCCAGAGAACUUCUUUCUUCUGAGAGGAAAUCAUGAAUGUGCUUCUAUUAAUAGGAUAUAUGGUUUUUAUGAUGAAUGCAAGCGGCGUUUUAAUGUGAGACUUUGGAAAUCUUUUACCGAAUGUUUCAAUUGCCUCCCAGUCGCGGCUCUUAUUGAUGACAAAAUACUCUGCAUGCAUGGUGGUCUUUCUCCUGAUCUGUCAAACUUGGAUCAAAUAAGAAAUCUAUCACGCCCAACUGUUAUUCCUGACACGGGUCUGCUGUGUGAUCUGCUUUGGUCUGAUCCUGGUGGUAGGGAUAUGAAAGGAUGGGGUAUGAAUGACAGAGGAGUCUCAUACACCUUUGGUGCAGAUAAAGUAUCAGAAUUCUUAACAAAGCAUGAUUUGGACCUUGUUUGUCGGGCUCAUCAGGUUGUUGAAGACGGAUAUGAAUUUUUCGCAGAUAGGCAACUAGUGACUAUAUUUUCAGCUCCAAACUACUGUGGUGAAUUUGAUAAUGCCGGUGCAAUGAUGAGUGUUGACGAGAAUUUGAUGUGCUCCUUCCAAAUUCUUAAGCCAGCAGAAAAGAAAGCUAAGUCAUUGAUGUUGACAAAGAUGUGAUGGUUGCUCUACUGUAAUUCUUCGAUGAGAAAAAUUCCCUCGCAGCUCAGGAAGUGGCAAAAAUCUGAAGAUUGCUAUUAUAUGGCUUUUUAACAUCUGCAUUUGGUGUAAAUUCCAGUCUGCUGUUUGAAAGACCGUCCAGAUGCCGCUGUGAAGACAACUUGUUGGGCGCAAAUAAAUGCCAUUCUGCAGUAAUUUAUCCACUGUACUUGUUUAUGUAACUGGCCUAGGUAUGUUUAAUCAAGAUCCUUGUGAAGGGUAGUCUUUCCUGGUAAUGAUGUCUAUAUUGAUUGAGCUGUUUGUUAGGGAGGAAAAGAAAGGGGAUGGCAUUUUGGCACCUACAGAUGCAUUAGAAUGCGCUCUCUUGCUAUUAAUAUUCAAAGUUUUUUUUAAAUGCUCCGGUUAUAUUCCUGUAAGACCCUCACAAUGGCUGGUGUGCGAUUUUCCUUAUUGA
Molecule: messenger RNA, 1639 nt
Organism: Eucalyptus grandis
Lineage: Eukaryota; Viridiplantae; Streptophyta; Magnoliopsida; Myrtales; Myrtaceae
Product: serine/threonine-protein phosphatase PP1 isozyme 3
Exons: 4
Coding region: 211-1185 (324 amino acids)
Cellular component (GO): cytoplasm; nucleus
Molecular function (GO): protein serine/threonine phosphatase activity
Source: RefSeq, a predicted model, not a curated record